Messenger RNA from Scaptodrosophila lebanonensis, 1683 nucleotides. Its product is annotated as esterase B1-like. Bases 12 to 1658 code for a protein of 548 amino acids. Lineage: Eukaryota; Metazoa; Arthropoda; Insecta; Diptera; Drosophilidae. The transcript has 3 exons. The record is from RefSeq and is a predicted model, not a curated record.
CUUGACGCAAAAUGAUGCUGUGGUUCUCACCGGUGGGCUAUGUGUCCCAGGUUUAUCUACCGCAGGGUACGGCUCGCGGUAAAAUUAAUCGAAGUGUCUACGGUGAACGAUUCUUCAGUUUCGAAGGAUUGCCAUAUGCUAUGCCGCCGAUAGGAAACCUACGCUUCCAGCCGCCGGUACCACCGCUCUGCUGGGAGGGUAUCCGAAAUUGUUUUGAGCCUGGUAGCAAGCCAUUACAGAAGAAUUGGAAGACGGGCUUGGUCGAGGGCUCGGAGGAUUGUCUCUAUUUGAAUGUAUAUGUCAAAGAAAUUUAUGAUGGCCCAAAGCUGCCAGUUAUUGUAUUUAUAUAUGGCGGCUCCUUCAAAGCGGGCGGUGCUGUUCGCCAGAGUUUUAGUCCGGACUACUUUAUGUUUAAGGACGUAGUGUUGGUCACGUUCAAUUAUCGCCAUUGUUGUCUUGGUUUCCUCAGUCUGAAGGACCCGGAGCUGCAGGUGCCUGGGAAUAUGGGCAUCAUGGACAUGAUAUUGGCCUUGCGUUGGGUAAAAAACAACAUCGAGUUCUUCAAUGGGGAUCCGGAGAGAAUUACGGCUUGUGGGGUGGCCGCUGGUGCCGCUGCUGUGCACUAUCUUAUGUGUAUACCGCAGGCCGAGGGUCUCUUUCAUCGAGCCAUCCUCAUGGCGGGCUGUGCUCUCAACUAUUGGGCUAGCUUGCCUCAAAAAGACUUCGCUUUUCGUCUGGCUAAGCAGAAUGGCUACGAAGGUUUCGAUAACGAUGAGUCAGUACUGAAGUUUUUGUUGGAGCUGCGUGCCGAAGCAUUGGUGAAUCACUGGUUGCUAACGCCCGACGAGUUGAAGGAUGGAUAUGUUUUCGCUUUUGGUCCGGUCAUUGAGCCAUACCUUACUUCGAGUACACUGAUUUCGAGCGCACCCGUCGAGAUGAUGCGCAAAAGUUGGGGCAACUCUAUACCACUAAUAUUGGGGGGAGCAUCGUUUGAGGGACUGUGUGCACUGCCGUUGUUGCUUGCCUAUCCACAGCUGGUAAAAGAGGUCAGAGAGGACCCCCAGCAUGUGUUGCCAAAUGAUGCGCGCGAGGGUCACACCGAGGAGUUCUGCCUACAGCUGAGCAAACAUUUAAUAAAACAACACUUCAGCAAGAGUGUCCCAAAAAGUGACGAAGUACCGUCGUUAGUGAGCUACAUGGAUUUUCUUUCCUACAAGUGCUUUUGGCAUGGAUUGCAUCGCACAACGCUCUCCCGUGUCCAUUUUAGCAAUUGUCCCACUUAUCUGUACCGUUUUGAUUUCUGUUCCCGCUUUAAUCAGCAGCGGCAUUUAUUGAUCGGUGGUCAGGGAAUCGAUGUUAAAGGUGCUGCGCAUUCAGACGAGCUAUCGUAUUUAUUCUUUUCUGAAAACUCAUGGCCUCUGAAGAAUCAAUCGCAAGAGUUCGUAACCAUAAUGCGAAUGGUAGGUAUGUGGACCUCAUUUGCGGCGUCUGGUCGUCCGAAGUGCGCAGAGAUGGAACGUGUGCAUUGGCAUCCAUUGCGCAUUAAUACAAUAUUCCGAGCAUUGAAUAUUGGGAAAAGGAUGGAGCUCAUCGACAUACCCGAACGGACCAAACUAGAGACUUGGAAUAAUUGUUACGAGCCCAAUCGACUAUUUUGACGAAUUAACAGUUCGAUUUAGGAAA